Thamnophis elegans (Western terrestrial garter snake) is the source of this 1037-nucleotide messenger RNA. RefSeq names its product platelet glycoprotein IX-like. The record is from RefSeq and is a predicted model, not a curated record. NCBI's taxonomy places the organism in Eukaryota, Metazoa, Chordata, Lepidosauria, Squamata, Natricidae. The transcript has 2 exons. Bases 107 to 706 code for a protein of 199 amino acids.
UGCAUUUGCUCCAUUGGUGCCAGUUAAGAAGCUCCAGUGAGAAGAACACACUGAAUUUAAACAAAAAUUUAAAAAAGCUACAAGCAACGCAGCUACAAUACUCGCAAUGAUCAAAGGGCUAAUCAUGUUGUUGCUCUUAAACACAACCCAAGCUUGGAUCUGCAUGCUCUGUCCUUGCAAGAGUCUUGAUUCCUGGGGUUGGGCAGCCAACUGCAAUUUGAUGGAACUCAAGGAGAUGCCCCUCCUGAACUCAAGCAUCAAAAUUCUUCAUCUGCAAAACAAUAAUUUGACCACUGUUCCUCUUGGUGCUUUGGAUAACUUGACCAACUUGGAGGAAAUUGAUUUUUCCAACAACCCUUGGCACUGUGACUGCUCUAUUUUAUAUCUCAAGGAGUGGCUGGCAGACUUCAAUAAAAGUUCUCUUGCAAAGGCAACCUGUAAAACUCCAGCUUUUCUAAAUAUGAAGGCCUUGAGCCAGCUGAAAGGGAAUGAACUGGAGGGAUGUAGGAAACCCCUGCCAAUUAGUUGCCUUGAUUUUUUUUGGACGGACCUUGGUCUGAUUAUUUUGGCAAUCAUUGUCUUAAUUUUAGCAGCAUGCGUUUUGCAACGUUCAAAGCAGUUAGUUUUGCAAGCCAGCAGAAAGCAGCAUUCUUCUGAAGUCCCACUGCUACAGUUCCAUGACCUGGAAAAUCGGAAGUCCAAAUGAAAUGCUGAAGUGGGCAGUAAGAAGCUGUAAGAAUAAAACCAUCCAUGUAAUAUUGUAUUUUGUGAACUGAAAGUGCCUAUAGUCACAACUAAAGGCCUCUUUUGGUGAAGAUAUAACACUUUCUCUCUCACACACAUAUUUCCAUAUGUGUAUGCCAAUAAUCACUAUCAUGAUAUUAAGCCAAUAAUUCUGACAGAUAAGUUGUUUUGUUAUGUAAUUGUACUAUACUUAUUAAUGCUCCGAUAUGCAUAAUUGAAAUGUGUUUUCAUGUAUCACAGGUUCUGUUGCUAUGGCAUUCAGUCAUUCAGCCAUAUAAUCAUUCACAAAGAGA